AUGAAUUCAUCACCGCCGCGUUCCCCUUCGACCCAGAGGCUCAGCCCACGCCUUGAGAAUGGCACCACUGAGAGACAGCGGCAAGAAAUCCGAGUUCUGACUGCAGUGCUGAGAGACCGAGAGAAGGAACUUAAUGACAGGGCUGCAGCACAGCAGAUGCAGCGUCUAGCCUGGGGAGGUGAUCGGCAGAAAAUACGGACUUGAGCAGAGCGGUGCAGCUUCUCAUUACAAAAACAGCUGAACAAGAGCAAUGAAAUGAUAAAACCCCUGAAGCAACAGAAGUUAAAAGAGAGGUCUCAAACAGUAGCAGAAGCAAGUCUUCGCUGCCAGGUGCUGGAGUAGAAAAAUCAAAGUCUCCAACGCUCAGUUUUGGACCUCUCUCUUAAAACAGCUGAGCUGAAAGCAAGGGAACAGAGGCUUCUUACCAUGCUUAAGCUGAAGGAUGAGGUUAUACUUGAAACAUCUGAUCAGAUUACUAAGUUCACAUCUGAAUUAAAAAGUCUGGGAAGUGCAUUACAUGCAGCAAAAGCAACGGAAAGCCAUCUCAACGAGGGAAAGCAAGACCUCAAAUUGAGACUGAAAGAACUGACCCUUGAAAGAAAUAAGCUGCAAGAUGACCUUUCUAAAAAGAUGAAAGAAAAGAAGAAGCAGGACGAAGAAAUCGUUCACCUCAAACAAGAAAACAUCUCCUUGACGCAGGAGCUUGACCUUACUGCUGAACUUUUUCAAUUUGCCAAGUCUAAACAAGCACGGACCGACACAGAACUCUCCAGUUUGCGACAGCUCUGCAUAAGACAGCAGCGUGAGUUGGAGUUUCUUCGUGUCAGUUCGGAGAGCUCUUGUGAAUUCAGGCAAAAGCGUGAAAAGGUGGCUCAUGAAAGGAGCAGAGGAGAGACGUUCUCUGCCCCUGAAAGUAACAUUGAGACAGACGCAGUUGGGACCGAGGGCACCCACGGGACAUGCGAGGAGCGUGGAACUGCACGAGCUGAAGAGUGUAGUCUAUCCUCAUUAAAAAUAAACUACGUUAAUAUCUGA
Molecule: messenger RNA, 1035 nt
Organism: Merops nubicus (carmine bee-eater)
Lineage: Eukaryota; Metazoa; Chordata; Aves; Coraciiformes; Meropidae
Product: coiled-coil domain-containing protein 62-like
Exons: 2
Source: RefSeq, a predicted model, not a curated record